CUUCUCCUCUCCGGUCUCCUUCCAACGCUAUCAGAUCUUGGAGCAGCUUCGGUUCUCUCCCUCACUCCCCCGGUUCGCCCUUCCGGAUCUUGCGGCCCGCGUCUCCACUGCCUCGUACGGUUGCAAGGAAAAUCCAGAGCUUCUGUUUCUGUUGAUUCAGCACUUCAGUUGACCACUGAGCAAAGCACGCUCAGCAUUUGAAGCCAUUGGUGGGUUUUGAGUAACUUUAUCUAUGUACUAGGCUGAUGUUGCAGCAUCGAUGAAUUAGGUUGCUACCGAUGGAGACAAUACCCUGAUGAGGUUCUCUAGAUGAAGUUAACACAGGAGUGGCUGCCAGGCACUGGGGACCUGAAAAUCAUGCCGGUGGUUCGCAAUAGAAACUCAUCAAGAAGGCCUCUAUGGAUUAUUGUCCUGGUAGCUUUGGUGUGUGUGGCGCUGAUCAGGGCUUACGUUUAUCCACCUCAGCAAUAUUCUGCUUGCUAUUUCUUAUCUUCUAAUGUUUGCGGCCCUCUUAAGGAUUGGCUUCCUCCUGUACCAGCCAGAGUCUACAGUGAUGAUGAGAUUGCUGCUCGUGUUGUCAUUAGAGACAUUCUUUCAAUGCCAUCUGUUCCAUUGAAGAAUCCCAAAAUUGCUUUUAUGUUCCUGACUCUGGGUUCGUUGCCUUUUGAAAAGCUUUGGGAGAAAUUCUUCCUGGGUCAUGAAGACAGAUUUUCUAUUUAUGUGCAUGCAUCAAAAGAAAAACCAGUUCAUGUGAGUGCUUUAUUUAUUGGCAAGGACAUUCGCAGUGAUAAGGUGGCCUGGGGGAAAAUUUCCAUGGUUGAUGCAGAGAAGAGAUUGUUGGCAAGUGCACUUCAAGAUGCUGAUAAUCAGCAUUUUGUGUUGCUUUCUGAAAGCUGUAUACCAUUACAUAAUUUUGAUUAUGUAUAUAGUUAUCUGAUGGAAACAAAUAUCAGCUUUGUUGACUGUUUUGAGGAUCCUGGCCCACAUGGAACAGGCAGAUAUUCUGAGCAUAUGUUGCCUGAGAUGGAAAAGAAAGACUGGAGGAAAGGUGCACAGUGGUUUUCAAUCAAGCGGCAACAUGCUGUGCUGAUUCUGGCUGACAAUCUUUACUACACAAAAUUCAAGCUUUAUUGUAAGCCAGGAAUGGAAGGACGGAAUUGCUAUGCUGAUGAACAUUACUUGCCAACUUUUUUCCAUAUGAUUGAUCCUACUGGAAUUGCAAAUUGGUCUGUGACUCAUGUUGAUUGGUCUGAAGGAAAGUGGCAUCCAAAAUCAUACAAAUCUCGGGAUGUUACUUUCGAGCUCUUGAAGAAUAUAACAUCUAUUGAUGAGAGCGUACAUGUUACAAGUGAUGCAAAGUUUUUAACAUGCUCUUAUCAAUGGAACUCAGCAAAUAUAAUGGAUAGACUGAUCCAUUAAAGUAUAUUUGGUGCGACUGGCUUUGAUUCUGUCAACUUACAGAAUAGAUGAUAUAAAUUUUUUUCCUUAAGAUUUUUGUUCAUAUAAUUUGAUAAAUACUGUCUUGUUUUUGGUUGACAUGCUUCUCUUCUAUCUCUUUAUAUUAUAGAGAUUCAAGAGGUAGUGCUCUAAUAAAGAGAAGACCCCAACUGAGGAGCUGAUUUUCCUUGUGUCAUGUGCAAAUGUUAAGCUACACUGGGUAUUUUGAUGUAUUAGAAGUAGACAACUUAGACGAGUUGCUCAUAUUUCCAUUGGCUAGACUGCUGAAAUUCUCACCAUGUUAUUUGUGUUCUUAUCAUGAUGAUAUCCAUUUUAUGAAUAUGUCAAUUUUUGCCUCUAACAUUGUAUGCUGUCAGGAAAAGCUAUAGUUUAAUACGAGGCAACAUCACAUUUUAUAAUAUAUUUUGAAAUAUAGAUCCUCUCUGAGGUUCCCCGCAACUUUGUUGUAGCAUAACAAAACUUGCACUCUAGAAUAUAUGGUCUCCCUUGUACUGGGGACCAUAAACUAAGGUCCAGCAUCCAUUUGUUUUGAGGAACAUGCGGAGUGCCAAGAAAGAUGGAUAUCUAUCUCUAAGACCUGCUUUUAGAGAGUGAAAACCAAGGUUAAAAGAAUAACCAAAAACUGAGGACAUAACUUCAAAUCCCCAUUAAAUGGUCACCUGGUUACAAAAUCAUGGACAUGGAAAUGUUAUAGUUGUGAUAGAUGAACCUCCAAAAUAGUAAGCUUCAAAACAUAGAAAGAGGGCUUUUUGUGAAGUCUACAAUCUUGCACAUACAUGUACCUGCAAUUAUUUUUAAAUCAAGAUUUUCUCACGGAGGAUCUAGAAUAGUGAAGGUGAAAUCAAAAUUCUCUCUUAGGAAUCCCUGUUAUGAAAGAAGGGAUCAUGGCAUCUGAAAGUGAUGCUUCCUGGUCGCAUGACAAAGAGCUGAGGUGGUUGAGUUCUUUCUAAUUGGUUUAACAUUCAAAUUUGGUUUGAAGGACAUGAAUUAAUUUGUAAAUAGCUGGACUAAAUGUGCAAGGGUUACACUUGUGCAAUCUACACCUACAUCCUGAAUUACAAAGAUAGCUAGCUUUUGCAUAUCUACAUACAAAUAUACAUACAUAUAUAGCUGUAUACAUAUAUAUGCAUAAGCAUACAUAUGUCCAUAUAUAUAAUACAUUACAUACAUACAUACAUACAUACAUAUAUACAUAUAUACAUAUAUAUAUAUAUACAUAUAUAUAUAUAUAUAAUACAUACAUACCUACAUACAUGUGUGUGUAUGCAUGCAUGUGCGUGUGUGAGUGGGAGAGCAUGGGUCUGUAUGGGCAUGCACACAUGUGAGUCUUCAAAAGCUGAAGCAAAGAAAGACUCGCUAACUAGUAGCAUCAUGAUUUACCAGUCCGUGAAGGAUACAUGAACAAUAUUUUCAUGUGAAACCCUGCCGGUUGAACUUCAAAAUAUGCUUAUGUAGAAUCCCAUGAAAAAAGAAUGUUGUGUUAUUAGGAUAAUAUCACUUUCAAGCCUGACUGACUAUGCCUUUGUAGACAGUCUUAGUAACCAAUUUAUUUGCUAUGCAUUCUAUCUCAAUUUUUCUAUUCAUAUAAAAAUCUGCACCGAAAAUGUUAUGAGAGGAAAAGGUUGAUAGUUCAUAAGCUGGUAAGAGAAAUUUUAUGCUCUGUAGUUGACUGAAAUACAAAAUUGUUUUCCUCCACAAGACUUGUCUUUAUAGUGAUUUGCAAGGAUGAACAUUUAGCAUAUUUUCAAGCAUUCAGUUGGAUGUAUAUUCGGAGCUAUUCCAAUAUAUAUAGUCGUCUAUUUUUUUUCUUGUUCAGUACAUACUCCACUGAUUCUCUUUUUCCACUUGGAGGGGAUACUCAUUUUUUCCUGCAUUUUCUCCUAAUAUGCACUGAUAGAAGAUGAAUUGUACAAUCACCGUCUCAUUCUUUCUGGCAGAAGGAAGUGCAGAAGAGACCUUGCCUAUGGAAUGGAUCAAAGAGGCCAUGUUAUUUAUUUGCCAGAAAAUUUGUCCCUGAAACGCUUGAUAAUUUGAUGAAUUUAUUAUCCAAUUUUACAGCUCUAUUUGAGUGAGCAGCAUACUUGUGAUUCUUUGGUCGAGCAUUCAACCUCUGCCCCUCACCCUUCAGUUCCUAAUUUAGUAUAUAAAUUGUGUACGCAUGAGACUGCUCGUGGAUCUGUAAUGCCAAUCAGGUUCAUAGAACAGGAGGAGAGACUGUCGGAGGCAUGAGGAAUGGCUUUCAGUUCAGUGAGUGUUUGAGUAGGGCUGAGGUGGCUGCCAACUCAAUGCCUCUCUGCCCUCUCAAGUUAAUUUGUCUCUAUAAUUUUCUGUUUUCUUUUUCAAUCAAUAGCUUUCUUCUGUUAUCUGUUUUAUGUAGGGUUUUUUUUCAUUUUUAUUCGGUGGUUCUGCUCUUGGAACAGCAAAUUUUGUUAGCCUAUUUAACUGCUGUAAGGCGAUCCAUUUUCACAGAGAUGGAAAACAAAAGAUCACAAAUUACUUCCCUUUUGUAUUUAUUAUAUUCAGACAGGGCUAUAGUUAAUGAAAAGUCAAGUGUUUUCAUUA
Molecule: messenger RNA, 4020 nt
Organism: Phoenix dactylifera (date palm)
Lineage: Eukaryota; Viridiplantae; Streptophyta; Magnoliopsida; Arecales; Arecaceae
Source: RefSeq, a predicted model, not a curated record